CUUCCCCUGUGCUUAACCGAUAAUUGCGAAAUUAAUUUGCCACAUCAGAUACAAUAAGCAGUGAAAAUCAUAAAAGAAUCGCAAGUAAUAUUCGAUAUCUCCACUAAAAUACAUCAAAAUAAAGUUCAACACACCACCUCAAGACGCCUAAAUAAAAGUUUUCGAUAUCCAACAUUCAGGAUUUGCUUUUAAAUCUUUAAAAACUUAUUUUUUCUUCAUAAUUUGAUAUUACCAGCUGAUACCUGUAAAAUAUGGCUCCAACACAAAGAAUAAAGGUAGCUAAUGAAAAGGCUAGCAAGAACAUCACCCUUAGAGGAAACGUGCCCAAAUCCACGAAAAACGGCGAUGAGAAGUUAAGCGUUGGACCCUGGCUGCUUGCUCUUUUCCUUUUUGUUGUCUGUGGAUCAGCGAUAUUUCAAAUAAUUCAAUCAAUUCGGAUCGCCUAAGAAUAAACUUAUUUUGGACCGCACAACUGAAGGAGACUUUGAAGACUAUCUUGGAUUUUUUUAUGUUUUUUUUUCAUCUAACGCGCUCAUUCCUAAAACACUGCAAUUGAGUUUUUCUCUAAACUUAUAUUAUACAACAACAUUGGCUAUUUAAAAUAGUUUAUGAAUUUCUGAAACUGUGGAAUUUGUAAAGAAUACAGCGAAAUCAUGUAUCAAGUGAGGAGUAAGAAAUAUUGAAAAAUGUUUUCAAUCCUUAACAGAUACAAAAGAAUAAAUCUUUUUUAAGAAACAAAUAAUA
This is a messenger RNA of Clunio marinus, 744 nucleotides long. The record is from the annotation of a GenBank genome assembly. Lineage: Eukaryota; Metazoa; Arthropoda; Insecta; Diptera; Chironomidae.